AUGAGUGCGUUUAAUUUUGGAGGCACUGGGGCCCCCACAGGCGGGUUCACAUUUGGUGCUGCAAAGACGGCGACAACCACGCCUGCUACUGGGUUUUCUUUCUCUACAUCUGGCACUGGUGGGUUUAAUUUUGGGACUCCCUCCCAACCGGCCGCAAGCACCCCUUCUAGUGGCCUAUUCUCGUUCACGACCCAAGCUCCAGCAACACAGACCCCAGGAUUCAGCUUUGGAACCACAACUCCUGCUACAGGAGGAACUGGAUUUUCCUUAGGGAUCAGCGCGCCAAAGCUCAACUUGAGCAGUGCAGCGGCCACCCCGGCCCCGGCCCCGGCCCCGGCCCCAGCCCCCACUGGCGGCUUUGGGCUCGGCAGCAGCUCCCUCACCAGUGCGAUCUCGAGCGCUGUCACCUCCGGCCAGAGCACAGCCCCCACCGGCUUCGUGUUCGGCUCCACCACCACCUCUGCCGCCUCGUCCACCGCACCAGGAGGGUUCUCAUUCACAGGGGGAGGCACGACCCAGACCGGGGCCUCAGGUUUCAAUAUUGGCUCAAUGGGGACGUCGACCCAGCCCACGGCCCUUGCCGGAUUGCCCUUCACUCCCGCCACUCCGGCUGCCACCGGAGCGGGAGCGACCCAGCCAGCUGCUCCUGCCCCUGCUGCUGCCACCACCAGCGCUGGGCCCACACUGUUCACCUCACUAGCCACUGCUCAAACCUCGUCCACCGCCACUGGGCUUUCCCUUUGUACCCCUUCGACGACGGCCGGAACUCCCGGGGCUGGAACGCUGGGCUUCAGCUUAAAGGCCCCUGGAGCAGCUCCUACUGCCUCCACAACAACAUCCACCACCACUGCCGCCACCACCGCCGCCACCACCACUGCAUCCACCACCACCACUGGCUUCGCCUUGAAUCUGAAGCCACUGGCACCAGCCGGGAUCGCCAGCAAUGCACCAGCUGCUGUGGCCGCACCACCUGGCCCCAGUGGCAGCACUGGGGCAUCUGCCAGCCCUGUGAUGACCUACGCCCAGCUGGAGAGUCUGAUCAACAAGUGGAGUCUGGAGCUGGAGGACCAGGAGCGGCACUUCCUGCAGCAGGCCACACAGGUCAAUGCCUGGGACCGCACACUGAUCGAGAAUGGGGAGAAGAUCACUACCCUCCACCGUGAGGUGGAGAAAGUGAAGCUGGACCAGAAGAGGCUGGACCAAGAGCUCGACUUCAUCCUGUCUCAGCAGAAGGAGCUGGAAGACCUGCUGAGCCCUCUGGAGGAGUCGGUCAAGGAGCAGAGUGGCACCGUCUACCUGCAGCAUGCCGACGAGGAGCGUGAGAAAACCUACAAGCUGGCUGAGAACAUCGACGCCCAGCUGAAGCGCAUGGCCCAAGACCUCAAGGACAUCAUCGAGCACCUGAACACAUCUGGAGGUCCGGCCGACACCAGCGACCCGCUGCAGCAGAUCUGCAAGAUCCUCAACGCACACAUGGACUCACUGCAGUGGAUCGACCAGAACUCGGCCCUGCUGCAGAGGAAGGUGGAGGAGGUGACCAAGGUGUGCGAGGGACGUCGCAAGGAGCAGGAGCGCAGUUUCCGGAUCACAUUCGACUGAGUUGCCAGCCAUCUUCAGGGCCUGUGCGUUCCCAGGGUGUUGGGGGCAGUGGGGGACGUGCAAUUACUGUCUAGUUUUUGGUUGCAGUGAAUACUUGUUUGUUCCUUUCUUUCAAAUGACAGUGCCGUUGAGAACAGUUC
Messenger RNA from Odobenus rosmarus divergens (Pacific walrus), 1739 nucleotides. It is a transcript of the gene NUP62, whose product is annotated as nucleoporin 62kDa. Lineage: Eukaryota; Metazoa; Chordata; Mammalia; Carnivora; Odobenidae. Gene Ontology annotation, molecular function: phospholipid binding; structural constituent of nuclear pore. The transcript has a single exon. Gene Ontology annotation, biological process: protein import into nucleus; RNA export from nucleus. Gene Ontology annotation, cellular component: nuclear pore central transport channel; nuclear pore. The record is from RefSeq and is a predicted model, not a curated record. The coding region runs from base 1 to 1599 and encodes 532 amino acids.